This is a messenger RNA of Symphalangus syndactylus (siamang), 6385 nucleotides long. RefSeq names its product BMP/retinoic acid inducible neural specific 2 (gene BRINP2). The record is from RefSeq and is a predicted model, not a curated record. Gene Ontology annotation, cellular component: neuronal cell body; cytoplasm; dendrite. Lineage: Eukaryota; Metazoa; Chordata; Mammalia; Primates; Hylobatidae. Gene Ontology annotation, biological process: negative regulation of mitotic cell cycle; nervous system development; positive regulation of neuron differentiation.
CUUAAGACACUCAUCUGGUGUCUGAGUCUGCAGGUGACACUGCUUAGGUACGGAGCGCGGAGUCGGAGCGGGGACGCGCCGGGCUGCAGCUCUGGGAUGCAAUCCGCCUGCCUCGCAAGCUGCUCGCCGCUGCGCUGGCAGCGCCUACGCUGAUCUCGGAGGAUCCCCUUAGGACUUGCCCGGGGAUGUGCACCUGCCCUGCGCUCCGAGGUCAGGGGCAGGUCUGCAGGCAGCCGAGGGAGCGGUGAAGCCGGAAGAGACCUGUCUCUGCCCAUGUGCAAGGCAGUGAUUUCGGGUGAGAGAGCGGGUGGGUGAGUCUCUUUAGAGUUGGAAAGAAGGCAAAAUCUUGGGUUUCUCCUCGGCGGAGGGACAGGGGACUCCCCCAGUUGGGUCUUGCACUUCCCUUACCUCUCCCACCCCGCGUGCGCCCCGGCCCAGUGCCGAAGUCCCACUUCAAAGAUGCUCUGGGAGACCGGGAUCCUGGCUGCUCAGCGGGAAGGCAGCAGGCAAGUGGUCUAACGUUGGCGGCGGUGGCGGCGGCGGCGGCACCGACAGUAAAGCGGGGAGCAACAGAAUUUGAAAAGAGACAUCCGCUCCUUCUCACACGCUGAGGAGGAGGCAUUCGCGUUUCCCCAAAUGAGAAAGAACCACAAGAAAUCAUGAAGUAAAAACUUUGGAAAGCUGCCACUGGAGAUGUUGCACAAAAACCUGGAAUCUUUUAGGAGUCUCCUCCCAAUCAUUGAAGGUUUGGGGAGCAGCUGAUACAGCAAGGAGAGCUCUUGCAAGGAUUCAAGCUCUGAGCCCUGGAGGAGCAGCACGGAGCGGGAGAGUGUGGCGAGAGAAUGAAGAAACCAACCGCCCGGGAGAAGCAUGAGGUGGCAGUGUGGCACUCGGUUUAGAGGGCUUCGGCCGGCGGUGGCCCCAUGGACAGCCCUGCUGGCACUGGGCCUGCCUGGCUGGGUGUUGGCUGUCUCAGCCACGGCGGCAGCUGUGGUCCCCGAGCAGCAUGCCUCCGUAGCUGGCCAGCAUCCCCUGGACUGGCUGCUCACAGACCGGGGCCCCUUCCACCGCGCUCAGGAGUAUGCUGACUUCAUGGAGCGGUACCGCCAGGGUUUCACCACCAGGUACAGGAUCUAUAGGGAGUUUGCCCGUUGGAAGGUGAACAACUUGGCUCUAGAGAGGAAGGACUUCUUCAGUCUGCCAUUGCCUCUUGCCCCAGAGUUUAUCCGGAACAUUCGCCUCCUUGGAAGGAGACCCAAUCUGCAACAGGUUACAGAAAAUCUGAUUAAAAAGUACGGCACUCAUUUCUUACUUUCUGCCACCCUUGGAGGAGAAGAGUCUCUGACCAUUUUCGUGGACAAGCGGAAACUGGGAAGAAAGACAGAGACAACAGGAGGUGCCUCUAUAAUCGGGGGCAGUGGGAACAACACAGCCGUGUCCCUGGAGACCCUGCACCAGCUGGCCGCCUCCUACUUCAUCGACAGAGAGAGCACGCUGCGACGGCUGCACCAUAUCCAGAUAGCCACGGGGGCCAUCAAGGUCACGGAGACCAGGACCGGUCCUCUGGGCUGCAGCAACUAUGACAAUCUGGACUCAGUCAGUUCUGUCUUGGUACAGAGUCCAGAGAACAAAGUGCAGUUACUUGGCCUUCAGGUGCUGCUGCCUGAGUACCUGCGUGAGCGCUUUGUAGCCGCAGCACUCAGCUACAUCACAUGCAGCUCUGAGGGUGAGCUCGUCUGCAAGGAGAAUGACUGCUGGUGCAAGUGCAGCCCCAGCUUCCCUGAAUGCAACUGCCCUGAUGCUGACAUCCAGGCCAUGGAGGACAGCCUGCUGCAGAUCCAGGACUCCUGGGCCACUCACAACCGGCAGUUUGAAGAGUCAGAAGAGUUCCAGGCCCUGCUGAAAAGGCUGCCCGAUGACCGGUUCCUGAACUCCACAGCUAUCUCCCAGUUCUGGGCCAUGGACACCAGCCUUCAGCACCGCUACCAGCAGCUGGGAGCUGGCUUGAAAGUGCUGUUCAAAAAGACCCAUCGGAUCGUCCGCCGGCUCUUCAACCUCUGCAAGCGCUGCCAUCGCCAGCCUCGCUUCCGCCUGCCCAAGGAGAGGUCCUUGUCCUACUGGUGGAACCGAAUCCAGUCCCUCCUCUACUGUGGGGAAAGCACCUUUCCUGGCACUUUCCUGGAACAGAGCCACAGCUGCACCUGCCCCUAUGACCAAUCUUCCUGCCAGGGCCCCAUCCCAUGUGCCUUGGGCGAAGGGCCCGCAUGUGCCCACUGUGCUCCAGACAAUAGCACACGCUGUGGGAGCUGCAACCCGGGCUAUGUGCUGGCCCAGGGGCUGUGCCGGCCAGAGGUGGCCGAGUCCCUGGAAAACUUUCUUGGGCUGGAGACAGACUUGCAGGACCUGGAGCUAAAGUACCUGCUGCAGAAGCAGGAUAGCCGCAUUGAGGUACACUCCAUCUUCAUCAGCAAUGACAUGAGGCUGGGCAGCUGGUUUGACCCUUCCUGGAGGAAGCGCAUGCUGCUCACCCUGAAGAGCAACAAGUACAAGCCUGGGCUGGUGCACGUGAUGUUGGCCUUGUCCUUGCAGAUCUGUCUCACCAAGAACAGCACCCUGGAGCCUGUCAUGGCCAUCUACGUCAACCCCUUUGGGGGCAGCCACUCUGAGAGCUGGUUCAUGCCGGUGAAUGAGGGCAGCUUUCCUGACUGGGAAAGGACUAACGUGGAUGCAGCUGCCCAGUGCCAAAACUGGACUAUCACCUUGGGGAAUAGGUGGAAGACUUUCUUUGAGACAGUUCAUGUUUACCUACGGAGCCGAAUCAAGUCCCUGGAUGACAGCUCCAAUGAGACAAUCUACUACGAGCCCCUGGAGAUGACUGAUCCCUCUAAGAAUUUGGGUUACAUGAAAAUUAACACCUUGCAGGUCUUUGGUUACAGCCUGCCCUUUGACCCAGAUGCUAUCCGGGACCUAAUUCUCCAGUUGGACUACCCAUAUACUCAAGGUUCCCAGGACUCUGCACUCUUGCAGCUCAUUGAGCUCAGGGACCGGGUGAACCAGCUUUCUCCACCUGGCAAAGUCCGACUUGACCUUUUCUCCUGCUUGCUCCGGCAUCGGCUCAAGCUGGCCAGCAAUGAGGUGGGCAGGAUCCAGUCCUCCCUGAGGGCUUUCAAUUCUAAGCUGCCAAACCCUGUGGAAUAUGAGACCGGCAAACUCUGUAGCUAAUGGGUGGCCCACUUUAGCACUGGGCAAGGAGGGGAUCCAUGAAUCUGGGGUACAAAGAUAAUCUAAGCCCUCACCUUAGUGCCAACAGGGUGUGCUCCCACGAGACUUUCAGCAUCCAGCAGAUGAGACCUCGAGGCUCGAGCUGAAGCAGGCGAGAGAGAAACAGCUACUGCGUGUGUGUGUGCGCGCGCACACACACACACACACACACACGCUGGCACAGGGAGGCUACAACCUAGCAGCCUCGGAUCUGUAAAGUUGAUCGGUGCUUUCUAAAAUGAAUGCAAUUGAAAGAAAGGAGCCAAGGAAGAGAUUAAGAAAAAGAACCAGCCAAACCAUGAAACAAAAAAAAAUCCUUAAAAGUGAUUCUUGUCAUUCAAGAAAGCAAGAGGGGACAACAAAUGGGAGGGGUCGGAGCUCUUCCUUCCCCUCUGUGGAGUCACUUUUGUAUUCUUUUUAACCAGAUUUCUUAAAAUGUUGUUGUUUUGUGAAUCCUGACAUUGGUUCUUACUUUUGUAUGCUGCCUCCUCUGUGCCCUCCCAGACGCUGACUGGGAAACACAAGAAGUACAACCAACAGGAACCAGCACCAAGGGCAGGCAGCGGCCUCCUUACUCCCCUCCCUUACUCCUCCCUCUCUGCUGCCUCCUCCCCCCACCAAGUUUCAGGGCCCUGGAUUGUUCCCAGUUCCCCUUGUGGUCCCUUCAGAGCUCCUUUCCAACAGCAUCUCUCUGUUGAAGAAAGCAGCUCUGUCAAGUUAGAGAGAGACAAUGUGUAGGAAAAUGUUCUUUUUUAAAAAAAAAAAAAACAAAAACAAACAAAAUUAUUUAUUUUGUGAUUGUUUUCCUUGUCAAUCUGCUCCAACCACGUGAACAUCUAAGUAAACAUUUACCUGGUUUAAUAUAUUUUUGGAAAAGGCCUUUUUUAGGGGGAAAAAAUGAGAGAAAAAAAGAAAAAAAAGAGAGAGUAUAGUUCUCUGGGUUACCUGGAUUUUUCUUUUUAAUUGCUAUUUGCAUGACACAAGAGUGUCCAUGAAGUGGGGAUAGUACUGUGUGGGAAGCUGGUUGAUUGACAGAUACACAAGUUACACAAGUGAAUGAGUGCCUGUGUUGACUGGGGUGUGAGGGGUGUAUGAGAGAGAGAGGUUAAAUGAGAAGUGAGGUAGUACUAUCCCAGAGAGUUAUCUCACUACACUCCCACCACCUUUUUUUUCCUCCUUGGGUGUGAGGGCUAACGUGGGUCCUAAAACCAGGAUUUCCCACGAUGGGGAGAGUAGUUAAAAAGGUCUUGCUCGUAAGAGGAACUGCAGCCUUUGCACUGGGCAAAGUCCUGCUAAAGGGGCUCCUCUUUGCCAACACUGCUGCAGACAUUAGGAGAAUUUCCCACACGCUGCAUCUUAUGGUCUGGGAUCACCCUUUGAGAAAACUGGGAAAGAUGGAAAUGUAGCAUCAGCUCCCUCCAUUCUGUCUGAUUACAUUCCCAACCAAAAUAGCAGCUUUGAUGUAUAAGACACAGAACAAUGCAUCCUUUUCUCCUAGUGCCUCCCUCCAGGCGGUAUGAGAAUCGCUUCAUAGCAUCUCUUUUGGAGAAUCACUUCUCUGUCUAUGCUUCACAUUCUAACCACAAUGCAUAGGCAUGACAACCCCCAUUUUAUUCAGAUGAGAGUCACCACAUAAAUACGAAGUAUCUCAUUUCCUACCGUGGUAUAUCUCAGUUGGCAUAAGGUGAAAUAGAAGACAAUGAGACGAUGAUUAUGUCUCUCUGCCCAGGGGCCUUCUAUGUUUAUUAUUGCAUGCAGAAGAAUUUGACAUUAUAUUUAAUCAUUGCAUGGUCUUUCAACCUAUAAGAAACUGAAAUCCUUGAUAGAUAAGCAGCCUGGGGCAUUUCUUUCUUCACCACUUUCCUGAAGGCUUCCAGGGUAGAAAUACAGAGUGAUAGGAUGAUCUGGGGUGAGCACGGUUAUUGGCUGUCUAUUUCUAGUUAAAGUCACUGCUUGCUUUGGGAAGUUUGUACAGAGCUCCUCACCCAUGGGAGAUGGAAUAGGCAGAUGACAUCAUCAGCGGGAGUGUUGAGAUGUACCCGAUGAGGAUGCUUUUGGUGGGAAGGGGGUGACAAUCGAUGGGAAGGCUUUGAUACCUUCCAGUGAUGGCGUUUGAGUGGUAGAUACCGGAGUCUGAUUUUAGCACUCUGAAAGUGUAUGUCUACAGGCAGUAGGAGUGGGUGGACUGGGACUCUUACUCAUUAAUUAAAAGUGCACCUUUAGCAAACUGUCAACUGCCAGGCACAGCAAUACUCAGAGUGGGGAGGACAGCUAUCGAGAAUGUACAGUGCACAAAACAGUGUGGAGCCUCAGUAGCACAAGUGUGACUGCCCCAGUGGGAACAGAGUCAUCACAUGAAGGCUCACGUCCCACCUAGGCCAGUCCCACAGUCGUGGUGAGGGAUGGGAAACCUCAGCCAUCUGUCUUUGUAUCAGUGACCAGACUGGGAGAAAAUCGUACCUAUGGAAUUAUUAGUAAGGAUGCUGUGUCUCUUUGUUUCAGAGAUAUGAGAUCUCUUGUCUUGGGAGGGUUUCAGGAAGAUGAUGGUGUGAUGUAUUGUGGUUCUAAGGAAUAUAUGCAUCCAUUUACUAAGCUUUCCACAUCUUGCCCGUCUGGAGGUUUAAACUAUAAAGCUUAGUGUGCCAACUCCAUCUAAAAGUACUACUACACAUUGGUAAAUAUUUAGUGGUGCCUUUGAUUCCAGAUGCAAGUAUCAUAUUGAUAGAGGACCUAACGAAUAUUAAUUACAGAGGUAGAAAUGUCUAUAUUUGACCUAGUCAUCUGUUACCUGUGAUAGAUGUCUGAUUCGUCUGUUCUGGGACAGUGAUAGGGUGCUUGGUGUAGAAGAACUUGUGUCAAAGGAGCAGGCCAAAGACUUUGCUUCUAGAACACAGGUGGAAGAAGAGGGGGUGUAAGAGAUGGGUAGCAUCCUUUAAGAGGCUUUCAAAGGCUUGAAACCAUGAGUUUAGCACAGAGUUUUUCAGAACGCUUGGCUAAGAAAUGCCAUAAUAAGAAAAGGCUGUCCUCAGUUGAAACUGUCACCUUUAAAGUCCAUAAUAAUCAAAAUAUGUGAAUCACCUAUUCACAGACACAGUUGCAAAUAAAGAAUUGUCAUUAAUUAGUA